Messenger RNA from Morus notabilis, 1920 nucleotides. RefSeq names its product probable serine/threonine-protein kinase At4g35230. Gene Ontology annotation, molecular function: protein kinase activity; protein binding; ATP binding. The record is from RefSeq and is a predicted model, not a curated record. Lineage: Eukaryota; Viridiplantae; Streptophyta; Magnoliopsida; Rosales; Moraceae. Gene Ontology annotation, biological process: protein phosphorylation; brassinosteroid mediated signaling pathway. The coding region runs from base 127 to 1632 and encodes 501 amino acids. The transcript has 9 exons.
AUUUAUCUCUGUCAGUGAAACCCACUUCUUCUCUCUCUCUCUCUCUCUCUCUCUCCUCGUUCAUCUCUCUAUGAUUAUUAACGAACAGCUGGCGGAAGCGGUGCACUGAGUCAACUCGACCGAGUUAUGGGCUGUUGCGCAUCUUCCCUGCGGGGACCGAACGCCGACACCAGGAACCAUCCCCACCAGCACCAGCAGGCACAGAACAAUAACUCCUCCAACGGCACGGACGCCGCCGGAGGCUCGCCGGGAUUCUCGGAGUUCUCGCUCGCCGACCUGAGAGCUGCCACCAACAACUUCAGCUCCGACUUCAUCGUCUCCGAGAGCGGCGAGAAAGCCCCCAAUGUCGUCUACAAGGGCCGCCUCCAGAACCAGAACAACAACCGCCGUUGGAUCGCCGUCAAGAAAUUCACCAAGCUCGCCUGGCCCGAUCCCCAGCAAUUCGCCGACGAAGCUAGGGGCGUUGGAAAGCUGAGGCACAAGAGGCUUGCGAAUUUGAUUGGCUAUUGCUGCGACGGCGACGAGAGGCUUCUCGUUGCCGAGUACAUGCCCAACGACACCCUUGCUAAGCAUCUCUUCCAUUGGGAGAAUCAAACCAUCGAGUGGGCCAUGCGUUUAAGGGUUGCUUUGUCCAUUGCUGAAGCUUUAGAUUAUUGCGGCACCGAAGGCCGUCCGUUGUACCAUGAUUUGAAUGCAUACAGAGUUCUCUUUGAUGAGAAUGGCGAUCCCCGGCUUUCCUGUUUCGGAUUGAUGAAAAAUAGUAGGGAUGGAAAAAGUUAUAGCACUAACCUUGCGUAUACACCUCCCGAAUAUCUAAGAAAUGGAAGGGUGACUCCAGAAAGUGUUGUAUUCAGCUUUGGGACUGUCCUUUUGGAUCUUCUCAGUGGAAAGCACAUCCCUCCAAGUCAUGCUCUCGAUAUGAUACGGGGGAAAAACAUUCUUCUCCUAAUGGAUUCACACUUGGAAGGAAAUUUUUCAACUGAAGAGGCAACGGUGGUGUUUGAGCUUGCUUCACGUUGCUUGCAGUAUGAACCUAGGGAGCGGCCAAAUACUAAAGAACUUGUUGCAACACUUGCCCCGUUGCAAAAUAAACCUGAUGUUCCAUCUUAUUUGAUGCUUGGGAUUCCAAAGCAUGAGGAAGCACCUCCUACACCACAACACCCUCUCUCUGCAAUGGGUGAUGCCUGUUCACGGAUGGACCUAACAGCCAUACACCAGAUUUUGGUAAUGACGCACUACAAAGAUGAUGAAGGAACCAAUGAGUUGUCUUUCCAAGAAUGGACCCAACAGAUGAGAGAUAUGUUGGAGGCAAGGAAGCGUGGGGACCUGGCAUUCCGUGACAAGGAUUUCAAAACAGCAAUAGACUGUUAUUCUCAGUUCAUAGAUGUGGGAACCAUGGUUUCUCCGACUGUUUAUGCAAGACGGAGCCUCUGUCAUCUCCUUUGUGAUCAACCGGAUGCUGCUCUUAGAGAUGCCAUGCAGGCGCAGUGUGUGUAUCCUGACUGGUCCACAGCAUUUUACAUGCAGGCAGUUGCCCUUGCCAAGCUAGACAUGCACAAGGAUGCAGCUGACAUGUUGAACGAGGCUGCGGCAUUGGAAGAAAAGAAGCAACGUGGUGGGAGAGCGUCUUGAGAAGCAUAAUCCUGUAUAUCUUUUUUGUUUAUUGUUCUUGUUUAAAAAAUCAUAAUUGGCAGUCAAGCAUUUGAUAUACUCAAGUGGUUGCCAUUGUUCUUGUUGUAACGAAAAAAAAAAAAAAAAGUGGGGUUCCUGUACCAUAGGAAAUGUUAGGUAUCGCGUAUCAUUGGGGGAAUUUGUGGCGUUGACGAAGAUGUAUCAUAGGGAGAAGACACUUGUUUAUUGUGCAUCAACUUCAUGCUAUUUUUUUUUCUUCAAUUUGAAUGAAUUUCAUGAAAUAAUUAA